GCGGCCGCGGGCAACGCCGCUGCUCCGCGGGCGGCCGCAGCGGAGCCCGGCCCUCUCCCGCUCGGCGCCAAGGCCCGGCCGUACGCAGAUGGCAAGUUACAGCCAGAAAAGGAUAAUACAAAUAACUGGAUUUAAAAAACAAGAGAAGAAGAUACUGCUCAAAUGCCUGUCCAAGCUGAACUGUGCUUUUGUAGAGAGUAAGAAAUACAGAAAUUGUACACAUCUUAUAGCAAAAAAGCUGUGCAAGAGUGAAAAGGUCUUAGCUGCCUGCGCUGCUGGAAAGUGGGUACUAACUAAGGAGUACAUAAUUAAUAGUGCUGAAAGUGGCAGAUGGCUUGAUGAAACAACGUACGAAUGGGGAUAUGAAAUUGAAAGAGACACCCAUUAUUCACCUCAAAUGCAAUCUGCACCUAAAAGAUGGCGUGAAGAACUGACAAACUCUAGUGCUCCAGGGGCCUUCCACAGAUGGAAAGUUGUCCUCCUUGUUAAGAGAGGUGAUAAACGAAUGGCAUGUAUUGAAAGAGUUCUUAAAGCUGGAAAGGCAACCAUAUGUUCAUGUGAAAAUGCAGAGCACAAUAUAACUCAUGUAUUCAUCGGUGGUAAAAUUUCUCCUUUACAAAAUAAAAAGUGUCUCUCAGAAGCUCAGCAUUACCCUUUGCAAUAUAUAGGACAUUACCUUUUUCAAAAUAAAAUACAAAAUCCCAGAGAUACAGAGAUGAACCGUUUCCUGGCUGCACAAGAAACAGACCAAGUCUUGCCUAAAAUGCAACUUGGUGAAAUGAAAAAUGUUAUUAUAAAACAUAUGUAUUUUACUGUGACUAUUAAGCACAGAUUUAUGCAAACAGACCAGCUGAACAAAUGCAAUCCAGAGGUUAAAAGUCCUGUCUGGGCCAGGGGCACUUGGACUAUACUUCAAGGACUAGUGGAAGAGGACUUACUUCAGGAUGUAGUCACAGAACUUGCUGCAGGCCAAAUGUACAGUGCACCUCCUGUGCAACUUCUUCAUCCUCUUCUAAAAUAUGUCCUAUUGGGAAACACUGAUACAAUAUUUUUUGCCAAACUUUGUCAUGUUUUUUACCUUGCUCUUCAUUGUGAACCUCCCUGGAAGUCCCCAUUGAUGUUGAAGUAUUACUUAGAUCUCCUUCAGUGUCCUAUCUGUAAGAAAGGUACAUGGUCCUUGAUAGAGAUACUUGUAAGGUCUUGCCUUUAUUGUGAAACAGCUUGUCAUACGGUCACAGUUUCAGGGACAGAAGAUGAACUGAGGAUAGUUCAUAAAACGUUAUUGAAAUUUUUCUUUGAUUUAGUAAAAGGCGAAGUAGAGUUUCUGACAAAAAGUUUGGUUGAAGGAACGAAUUCACAGCAUCAACAAGCCUUGCCACAGACAGUUCUUCUGAAGACAUUCUUUCUUGAAAGUGGAACCGCAGUGCUUUUUACCAAACACAUAAAUAUUCUAGCAGAUUGGGUCGUAUUUUCCCAUAGAGAAUUAAAUGGAAAAAAUGAUGCUUUCAGAAGUGAAGUUGCUGGUCUGUUAAAUGCAAUUCUUGGAACUGUAGUGGACUAUUGGAUCAUCUCAGGUUUGCUUAUGGACAGAAAUGUGUUUCAUCAAGUGCCUGAUUUGGCGCAUUACCUUGCUAUUUCAUGUGAUGAUUUUUCUGUAUGUCAAUUAAAAAUGUUUCUUUGUGCCAUACCAUCCGACUGGCUUCAACUGUUUGUUGCCGAAGCAAUUUUCAAACAAAUGUGUUUACAAAGGAAUAUUACUGUUUCUACAGAACCUCUUUCUCUUCAGAAAAUAGUCUGUUCCUAUUCAUCUGCUUUGCGAGAGAUAGGGAUGCGUGAGACAGAGGAACACAAAGCAAAGAAAAAGAAAAUAGGGCAACAGCCAUGCCCUGAGUCUCAAAGGACAUUACAGAUGCUAAAUGGCGAUAAGCAGAACCAAGUCAAAGUGCUGCCUGAUCUACCAGCAAAAACAGAAGUCCAGACUGCCCACACAAGAGGGAGUCCUCUUUUGGCUGAAGAGGUACACAAGAGAAAUAUUAAAGGAGAGACAGCCUUGCAUAAAGCUUGCAGAAAUAACAAAGUGGAGAGAUUGAUCCAGCUUCUCUCUUUGCCGGGAAUAGACAUUAAUGUUAAAGAUUAUGCUGGCUGGACGCCUUUGCAUGAAGCCUGUAACCAUGGUAGCACAGUGUGUGUCCGUGAAAUUCUGGAGCGUUGUCCAGAGGUAGACCUGCUCAGUCAAGUGGAUGGGGUGACUCCUUUGCAUGAUGCACUGUCAAAUGGACAUAUAGAUAUUGGCAAGCUGCUACUUCAGCAUGGGGGGCCAGUCCUUCUAGAGCAAAGGAACUCUCAUGAGAAACUGCCACUGGAUUAUGUUGAGUCAGUCACAGCAAAGGAAGAACUUCUGAAUCUUGUUUAUCCAGGAGAGAGCAUUGAAAACUUCUAUGAAUGCAGAGAAGAAGAUUUUAGUAAUCAGAAGAAAGAACUGUGUUUGCUUUCAUUUACUAAGAUGCUGAUUAAUUUUUGUUCUGUUUAUAAUUUGUCUACACCCCUGACUGUAACUCUGCGAGCAAUAGGUUGUUCAAAUAUACUUCCAGUAAUGGUUUGUGAUACUUCUAAGAUGAAAAAUGCAUUUUCUGGACAUUGGUUGGUAGAUAUGUAUUUUAAAGAGCUGGAAACUUUUGGAAAACUACCACAGCUUCUUCAAGAAAUAUCUGAAAGCAUGUUUUUUUUCCCUGGUGAACUGGCAAAGACCUUUUUAGCAGUUCUGGAAACAUGGCAGAAGCAUGAAACAUGUCAGUUCCUAAAUCCUUCUAGCAGUUAAAUUCCAAACAACCACAUUUGCUGAAUCUUGAGUGUUACUACCUUCUACUUGCCUGACAAAUCUAGAUGUGUGUGACCUUAGGAAUGUGCUAUAUCAUUUACACUCUGUUAAACUGUCUUGCAAGUAUUUUUUUUUUAUGUGCCUUGUGCCAUAUUUCUCUUUGGUUUUCAGAGGCAGCGACUCUAAACUUAAACCAAGCAGUUGAUUUUUAUUUCUUGGGAAAGGCUUGUGUCUAUGAAUUUUGUUAUCCCUUAAUGAAGUUAAUGUCUUAUAUUUAAAUAUGUUAUAAAUAUGUUGUUAAAUAAAAACAUACAGAAAUGCAAUGUCCUUCUA
Zonotrichia albicollis (white-throated sparrow) is the source of this 3151-nucleotide messenger RNA. It is a transcript of the gene SLF1, whose product is annotated as SMC5-SMC6 complex localization factor 1. NCBI's taxonomy places the organism in Eukaryota, Metazoa, Chordata, Aves, Passeriformes, Passerellidae. Gene Ontology annotation, molecular function: protein binding. The record is from RefSeq and is a predicted model, not a curated record. Gene Ontology annotation, cellular component: nucleus; site of double-strand break. Gene Ontology annotation, biological process: DNA damage response; protein localization to site of double-strand break; positive regulation of double-strand break repair.